UCAGCAAUCUAUCGGGAGCGGCGGGUGGUCGGCGCGGCGUGCUUGGCGGCAGCGGCGGCGGCUCUGGGCACUGGGGGCCCUGCUGGGAGGAGACAGGCAAGCAAGGCGGCGGCGGCGGCGGCGGCGGUUGCGGUUGCGUGUCUGCAGGUCGCAGCGUCAGGCUUCGGGAGCUGCAUCGGCACAGGGAGGAGGAUGGCGGAGUCAUCGGACAAGCUCUAUCGGGUCGAGUAUGCUAAGAGUGGGCGCGCCUCCUGCAAGAAAUGCAGCGAGAGCAUCCCCAAGGACUCGCUCCGGAUGGCCAUCAUGGUGCAGUCGCCCAUGUUCGAUGGGAAAGUCCCGCACUGGUACCACUUCUCCUGCUUCUGGAAGGUCGGCCACGCCAUCCGGCACCCUGACAUCGAGGUGGACGGGUUCUCCGAGCUCCGGUGGGACGACCAGCAGAAAGUCAAGAAGACGGCGGAGGCUGGAGGAGUGACAGGCAAAGGCCAAGAUGGGGUUGGCAGCAAGGCGGAGAAGACGCUGGGUGACUUCGCGGCCGAGUAUGCCAAGUCCAACAGAAGCACGUGCAAGGGCUGCAUGGAGAAGAUCGAGAAGGGCCACGUGCGCCUGUCCAAGAAGAUGCUGGACCCCGAGAAGCCCCAGCUGGGCAUGAUCGACCGCUGGUACCACCCAAACUGCUUUGUUCAGAACCGGGAGGAGCUGGGCUUCCGGCCCGAGUACAGCGCCAGCCAGCUUAAGGGCUUCAGCCUGCUCACCGCAGAGGACAAAGAAGCGCUGAAGAAGCAGCUCCCGGGCAUCAAGAGUGAAGGAAAGAGAAAAGGUGACGAGGUAGAUGGAGUGGAUGGAGUGGCCAAGAAGAAAUCUAAAAAAGAAAAGGACAAGGAGAGUAAGCUCGAAAAGGCCCUCAAGGCCCAGAACGACCUGAUCUGGAAUAUCAAGGACGAGCUAAAGAAAGUGUGUUCAACCAAUGACCUGAAAGAGCUGCUCAUCUUCAACAAGCAGCAAGUGCCCUCCGGGGAGUCGGCGAUCUUGGACCGAGUGGCCGACGGCAUGGUGUUCGGCGCCCUUCUUCCCUGUGAGGAAUGCUCAGGCCAGCUGGUCUUCAAGAGCGAUGCCUACUACUGUACUGGGGACGUCACUGCCUGGACCAAGUGCAUGGUCAAGACACAGACGCCUAACCGGAAGGAGUGGGUGACCCCAAAGGAAUUCCGAGAAAUCACUUACCUCAAGAAAUUGAAGAUCAAAAAACAGGACCGUAUAUUCCCCCCCGAGGCCAGCACCCCUGUGGCCACAGCACCCCCACCCCCCGCAGCCUCUGCACCCACCGCCGUGAACUCCUCGGCCCCACCAGACAAGCCGUUAUCCAACAUGAAGAUCCUGACUCUUGGGAAACUCUCCCGGAACAAGGAUGAAGUGAAGGCCGCGAUCGAGAAACUCGGGGGGAAGUUGACAGGGACGGCCAGCAAGGCCUCCCUGUGCGUCAGCACCAAGAAGGAGGUGGACAAGAUGAGUAAGAAGAUGGAGGAAGUGAAAGAAGCGAAUGUCCGAGUGGUGUCCGAGGAUUUCCUCCAGGACGUCUCGGCCUCGACCAAGAGCCUUCAGGAGCUGCUCUGCACCCACAUCCUGUCCCCCUGGGGGGCCGAAAUGAAGGCUGAGGUGAAGGCCGAACCUGUGGAAGCCGUGGCCCCCAGAGGGAAGUCAGGGGGUGCACUCCCCAAGAAGAGCAAGGGCCCCAUCAGGGAGGAAGGUGCCAACAAAUCUGAAAAAAGAAUGAAAUUAACUCUUAAAGGAGGAGCAGCCGUGGACCCCGAUUCUGGUCUGGAACACUCGGCCCAUGUCCUGGAGAAAGGCGGGAAGGUCUUCAGUGCCACACUCGGCCUGGUGGAUAUUGUCAAGGGAACCAACUCCUAUUACAAGCUGCAGCUCCUGGAGGAUGACAAGGAGAGCAGGUACUGGAUAUUCAGGUCCUGGGGCCGUGUGGGCACCGUAAUUGGUAGUAACAAACUGGAGCAGAUGCCAUCCAAGGAGGAUGCCAUUGAUCUUAUGAAAUUAUAUGAAGAGAAAACUGGGAAUGCCUGGCACUCCAAAAACUUCACAAAGUAUCCCAAGAAGUUCUACCCUCUGGAGAUUGACUAUGGCCAGGAUGAAGAGGCAGUGAAGAAGCUGACAGUAAACCCUGGCACCAAAUCCAAGCUCCCCAAAUCGGUGCAGGAACUCAUCAAGAUGAUCUUUGAUGUGGAAAGUAUGAAGAAAGCCAUGGUGGAGUACGAGAUUGACCUUCAGAAGAUGCCGUUGGGGAAGCUGAGCAAAAGGCAGAUCCAGGCCGCGUACGCCAUCCUCAGUGAGGUCCAGCAGGCCGUGUCCCAGGGCAGCAGCGACUCCCAGAUCCUGGAUCUCUCAAAUCGAUUCUACACCUUGAUCCCCCAUGACUUUGGGAUGAAGAAGCCUCCACUGCUGAACAAUGCGGACAGCGUGCAGGCCAAGGUGGAAAUGCUAGACAACCUAUUGGACAUCGAGGUGGCCUACAGUCUGCUCAGGGGUGGUUCUGAUGACAGCAGCAAGGACCCCAUUGAUGUCAACUAUGAGAAGCUCAAAACUGAUAUUAAGGUGGUGGACAGGGAUUCUGAAGAAGCCGAGACCAUCAGGAAGUACGUUAAGAACACUCACGCAACCACACACAAUGCAUAUGACUUGGAAGUUAUCGAUAUCUUUAAGAUCGAGCGUGAAGGGGAGAGUCAGCGUUACAAGCCAUUUAAACAGCUGCAUAACCGGAGGUUGCUGUGGCACGGGUCCAGGACCACCAACUUCGCCGGGAUCUUGUCCCAGGGUCUCCGGAUAGCCCCACCUGAAGCACCUGUGACGGGCUACAUGUUUGGGAAGGGGAUCUAUUUCGCCGACAUGGUCUCCAAGAGUGCCAACUACUGCCACACGUCCCAGGGAGACCCCAUAGGCUUGAUCCUGUUGGGAGAAGUUGCCCUUGGAAACAUGUAUGAGCUGAAGCACGCUUCGCACAUCAGCAAGUUACCCAAGGGCAAGCACAGUGUCAAAGGCUUAGGCAAAACGACCCCUGACCCCGCAGCCAGUAUUACUAUGGAUGGUGUGGAGGUUCCUCUUGGGACCGGGAUCCCAUCUGGUGUGAACGAUACCUGUCUGCUGUAUAACGAGUACAUUGUCUACGAUAUCGCUCAGGUCAAUCUCAAGUAUCUACUGAAGCUGAAAUUCAACUUUAAGACGUCCCUGUGGUGAGCUGUGAACCGCAGCCCCAGGAUCGUGGGGUGUCACCCCACGUGCUGUGCACCAACCAACCAGGCAGAAACCUCGGCCAAGUUGCCGAGGGAUGGUACCUUCACUGAAUCUCCUUAGAAAGGAUUUAUAUGAACACUUGGUCACAUGUUAGUGAUUUUCCCAACUUCUCCAAUCCGUUGUUUGUGUUGGUCGGGGUGGGGGGCGGUCGUUUGGGGCUUCUUUCCUGCCAGCCAUAACCCUGGUAGGUACAACUGACAAUAGGGGAAACGUUGGGAGGGUUUUGUUUUUGUUUUUGUUUUUGUUUUGCGUCUAGACUAGUCCAGCGAAAGAACCUUGCAAGCCACCUUAUAACGUCUGCCUUACUGGUUUCCCCAGGGAAGGAAAAAAAUAAUCUUCCACCCUUAUUUCUAAGUGUUCAUCUUUAGUUUUGGAAAAACGUUAAGCAUUUAUUUUAAGGUCAAAAUAAAAACUAAUUUCAUACUAUUUAA
Molecule: messenger RNA, 3734 nt
Organism: Sus scrofa (pig)
Lineage: Eukaryota; Metazoa; Chordata; Mammalia; Artiodactyla; Suidae
Gene: PARP1
Product: poly(ADP-ribose) polymerase 1
Biological process (GO): protein poly-ADP-ribosylation; double-strand break repair
Cellular component (GO): nucleolus; nucleus
Molecular function (GO): zinc ion binding; DNA binding; NAD+ poly-ADP-ribosyltransferase activity
Source: RefSeq, a predicted model, not a curated record